Trematosphaeria pertusa is the source of this 1241-nucleotide messenger RNA. RefSeq lists its product as uncharacterized. NCBI's taxonomy places the organism in Eukaryota, Fungi, Ascomycota, Dothideomycetes, Pleosporales, Trematosphaeriaceae. The record is from RefSeq and is a predicted model, not a curated record. The coding region runs from base 94 to 1020 and encodes 308 amino acids. Gene Ontology annotation, molecular function: zinc ion binding. The transcript is spliced from 3 exons.
UUGAUCAUAUAUCGCUUUGUCUCAUGCUUCACUCCCGGCUAGAGCCGCAUUAACCACGCAAGUCCAUAUUUCGUCAGCAAUAUCGUUUCGACCAUGUCUUCAUCGGGAUUCAAGCCGAUGCCGGGAUGGUAUUGGCCGGACGACGUACCUAAAGAAGAAUCAACAGGAGCCUCAACCUCAUCAGCAAGACAACGGGCAGCUCCAAGCCCCUCAUCUACCGGCGAAACCCCCCAGGGCAGGGAGAGCACGCAGUCUUCAAGGCGUAGACACUGGCCGCCGAGGCAGUGCCGGAUUUGCCUAGAAACUGUUCAGCCUUCCUUCAAGGCUCCCUCAGAGCACCUGCCUGGCUUCCUCCAGCCCAACCCUGGCGUCACAUACGAGGAUGAGAAUGGUCGUUUAAUCCGGCCAUGCCUAUGCAAGGGCUCAUCCAAGUAUGUUCACGAGGCGUGUCUGCAAGCCUGGCGCCACGCGGAUCCCAGCUACGGGCGUCGGAACUACUGGCAGUGUCCAACUUGCGGGUUCAAAUACCGCCUUGCGCGUUUGGGAGCAGGAAGGUUACUGGCGAGCGUUGCUGCGCAGAUCGUCUUGACGGUCUUCAUUCUCUUUAUGGUGGUAUUCUUUCUUGGAUUCGUUGCCGACCCUAUCAUCAACCUGUACCUUGACCCAUGGAGCUACGUGAUGCCGUGGUCCAGCACAGAUCAUUACUACUACGAAGACGACGAACCCGCCACCUGGGCGGAACACUUCGCCAAGGGUUUCGCUGGCAUGGGAGUUCUUGGCUUUCUCAAAGUCCUCCUUGCCAGUCCACUGUCGUAUUUCAGAAUUGGAGGAGGCAGAGGUCGGACAACCGGCCGUGAUAGAUAUGAACAGAUCAGCUGGCUAAUCAUUCUGAUUGGUGUGGGCACCUUCCUGGUGGCAAUUUACAAGGGAGUCCGUGCAUGGAGUCGCCGUACGCUUGAAAAGGCAGGGGAGCGCGUCAUGGACGUGCAAGGUGACGAUGAUGCCGACGACGAUGAAUAGCUUGGUAGCUGGCCUCAAUGCUUGAUGUCUUAUCACUACGCGCCCACAUGCGGUAUUCUCUUGACCGUUCGCUACCCAGCUUCCACUUUGCCCAUACCAUUUUCCGCACAUCUUUGAGCUGUCUCGGUUACUUCUAUACCGUGCUUUGCAGUCAGUCUGCGUGCGAAGAUUAAACAGCCUGCGAUCCCCAUUCCGACUUGCGCGUUUUGUGCGGUCGGUUU